AUGACUCAGCACGUUGUCAUUGGCGCUGGUAUCAUUGGCUUGUACACUACAUUCGAGCUUAUCGAGCGAGGUGUUGAUCCCGCUACCAUCCUUAUCAUCGCGGAGUUUUUCCCAGGAGAUCAAUCGAUCAAGUACGCUUCACCUUACGCUGGUGCUUACUUUACCCCUUUUGUGGAUACUGUGUCAUAUUGCCGCUACACCUACGAAAGUUUCGACUUACUUCGAAAGUUUAUCGGAGGUGAUGCUACUGGAAUUGAGAAGGUUACUACUAAAGAACACUUUUCGGAACAUCUUGAUAAUGCAGACAUAGCAGACAUCAUCAAGUUUAUUCCUGAUCUUGAAAUAUCGGAUUCCUCCGUAGCGGGCUGCCAGUCACAAGUUACGUUCACAGGGAUCGUCUUUAAUCCGCCGUUACUCACGUUCAACCUACUCUCGAGAUUCAAAGAGUUGGGUGUGAAAACUGUGACGAAGCAAUUGAAGUCUUUGGACGAGGCAUUCGGUGAGGAUACAGUCGCCGUCUUUAAUUGCUCUGGGUUAGGGGCUGCCAACCUCUGUGCUGAUAAGACUGUCUUUCCUACCAGAGGACAAGUUGUUGUUGUUCGUGAUCCAUCGGUCAAGUCUGUCGUCACGGCAUGGCGUGAAACGAGUUCUACCUACAUCAUUCCAAGGCCAUUCUCUAACACACAUGAAGUAAUCUUGGGAGGGUUCUACCAGCCAAAUGUCUCUACACCUCAUACUUUCAGCAAUGAAACAGAAGAUAUAAUCAACCGAACGACAGAAUUAUUACCAGAUUUGCUCAAAGACAAGACACGUAAAGACUUAGAGAUAUUGCGAGUUAUAGCAGGAGCCCGUCCCUCAAGAGAAGGUGGAGCGAGGAUAGAAAAGGAAAGCACGUCUAGGGGCACUGUGUUUCAUAACUACGGUGCUGGUGGCCUGGGUUUCAUCAAUGGACUUGGAAUGGCACAUGCAUGCGUUGAAUUAUUUUAUCCAGAUAUCGAUCUUGUGUUUCGUAAUGUAUAG
Candidozyma haemuli is the source of this 1020-nucleotide messenger RNA. Its product is annotated as FAD-dependent oxidoreductase. Gene Ontology annotation, molecular function: FAD binding; D-amino-acid oxidase activity. The record is from RefSeq and is a predicted model, not a curated record. Lineage: Eukaryota; Fungi; Ascomycota; Pichiomycetes; Serinales; Metschnikowiaceae. The coding region runs from base 1 to 1020 and encodes 339 amino acids. The transcript has 2 exons.